UACUUCCAAUACCUUACUUCCUACAAAGUCGUAAUAUCCAUUACAAACGCCGCAAGAAAGUUCGCAUACCUAAACCGAAACCACCAAUGAAUCUCCCAACCGAUCCCGACUUUUAUACUGGACGAACUGGUUUAAUUCGAUUCGAAGAAUUCUACCACAACACCCUUGCAGAAGAUCUUAUGGUAAUGACCUACAGACACAAGACAAAAGAAAUGAUAAAAGCUGAAGUUGAGGAGCGCGCUCGACAAUUGCAAGCGGCUGACGAAGCAGCAGCGGCAGCGUUGGAAAAUCCAUAUUUGAAGAAUAGACCAACACCCCCACCAAGAGGGAAGAAACCGAUCAAGCCUAAAAGACCACCGAGUUCGGUGAAGACUAUACCACAAUUGGACAAGAUUGAUUUACACUGUAUGGUCAAGGAGAGUCUACAGAGAAAGGAAGCUUUGUUGAAUGGCAUAAUGACAUUGUAUUCCAUUACUUCCGAGCUGCCUGCGGUAGUUUAUUCUAAGCAUGGUGUUGCCAAUUGGAAAUUAAGACCUGGAAUGCCUAUCGCGUGCAAAGUAUCACUCAAAGGUGCCGCCAUGUACACAUUUCUCGACAAGUUAAUUGAAAUUGUUUUACCGAGGACGAGAGAAUGGCAUG
This is a messenger RNA of Paraglomus occultum, 639 nucleotides long. The record is from the annotation of a GenBank genome assembly. Lineage: Eukaryota; Fungi; Glomeromycota; Glomeromycetes; Paraglomerales; Paraglomeraceae.